AUGUCGCUCAAGAAGAUAACGUUUAAGCAGCGCACUCGCAGGAACGAGAUGAAGGAGCGACACCACGUCUCCUCUGAGGUGCGUAAGCGCAUGCGCGCGGCGAAGCGCCGACACAAUCGGUACGAUCACAUCGACAGUGGAUCACGGCCACUGGAGGCGCUAGUGGAGGAAAUUGCAGCAGGAUCCGCAGCACCGACUCGGGAGGUGACGUUUGAUCCACGAAGCCUCACUGAUCUUCUUCUGCGCCCCGUCGAGGGGGACAAGGGUGACAAGAACAACAAAAAACGACUUGCGCUGCCGGAGGCGCCUCUCCCAGAAGAUCAUCCGCUCAGCUUGCCAAAGGUGCAGCUGGACGAGGGGGAUGCUGCCAUAGACGGAAAAGACACUUCCAUUAUGCCUAACAAGAAUCAGUACCGACACCACGGUGACCCUUAUCUCUUUUGGGAACGUGUGGGUUUGCAUCCGUUGCUGCUAAAUGCCCUGAAGGCCAUGCGUUUUGCCCAUCCGACGCCUGUGCAAGAAGAAGUUCUCCCCAGCGUUCUUUUACAGGGUGCCGGUGAAGAGGCGGUAUUGGGCACUGCAUCAUCCAAGAAGGGGAGCAAAAAAGAGCGUGGGGGCAGGAAGGACGUCAUUAUUUCGUCGGAAACAGGAAGUGGAAAAACUUUGGCAUUUGCACUACCUAUCCUGCAUCAAAUCCUCUCCCAAUUGCCCUCGAGCGAGAAUUCUGUCAAUAAUGAGAUGGAAACCGAUAAAUGUGACGGGAAAGGUGAGGGCAAACGGAAUACGAAAAAACCCUCCAAGAAGGUAGUAUCAAGAGACAAAAAGGUUAGCUCGUCAAAAGAGGGUGGCACAACCGACGAAACUAUGAUAAAUAAUGAUGCGAAAAACAACGAUAGCAGAAGUCGAAAGAGGGCGCGGGACGAUACCGCGGGAAAGGAUGAGGAAUCAUCAUCUUCCACUAAACUGUCCACUGUUCCCAAAGAACGACUGAUGCAAGCCCUUAUUAUAUCCCCUACCCGUGAACUGGCUCUGCAAAUCAACGAGGCCUUUCUUCAGCUAACUCAGCAUGCACGACAUGUAGUUAUUGGCUGCGUCGUCGGUGGUAUGGCUCCAGAGAAGCAGCAGCGCGUGUUGAAUCGCCACCCGCAUGUAUUGAUAUGUACACCAGGUCGACUUUGGGAGCUUGUUCAAAAGAAUGAGGGUUGUUAUCUUGGUCACAGUAUCAGCCGCCGUCUUUCAUUUGUGGUGCUCGAUGAAGCAGACAAACUUCUUCAAUCCGGUCGCUUUGAGGAGCUGAAGAAUUUAUUGGAACGUAUUCACUCUGAGGUGUUGCCUGCCGGUUUUCUGCAGAAGCGUGAGGAGCGGGCUGAGGCAGCAGAGCUGGAACUAGAAGCGGGUCGCUGGGACGACGAGGCACAAAAAUUUGUGCCAUUCUCCAAAAAUAAGGAAAAGGACACCAACGCGGCCGCAGAGCCUUAUGAAGAACAGCAGCAGCGUCGACGGAAGGACGUCCCACGCCCCAUUCCAAUGCCACCCAACCCAGCAGAAGGUCAUCGCACUGUCACAUUUGUCACCAGUGCCACACUCUCGCUUCAGACGAACUACGAGCGGAAAGAUCUUCGGGCCAAAAAGACGGUUAUCCGCACAACAAACGCCGACACCAUGGCGACAGUACUUCAGAAGCUGGAGAUUAAGCCCUCAAAUGCCAAAGUAUUUACCUUCUCACCCAAGGCAGAUGUUACGGCGAAGAUACAAGAAACGUAUCUGCGUUGCCCAGGUGAUAGCAAAGAUCUCUAUCUCUAUUACUUCCUCAAGAUGUACCAUGAACGCACAAUUGUGUUUGUGAACGCUAUAUCUAUGCUUCGUCGUCUGGUGAAGCUUCUAGAGGUGCUUGGCAUUCCAGUGGCAGGUCUGCACGCCUCGCUUCAGCAGCGACAGCGUUUGAAGUACAUUGACAAGUUUAGGAAGGGUGAAAAACGUGUGUUAGUGGCGACAGACAUUGCCUCCCGCGGCUUGGACGUUGAUGGACUAAAACAUGUAAUUCAUUUUCAAGUCCCUCGUUCAACGGAUGCUUACAUUCAUCGUUGUGGUCGUACGGCGCGUUGUGGCGGCACUGGUCUUUCGAUUUUGAUGAUCAGCGCUCAGGAUCACAUGUCCUUCCAAAAGCUGAUGGUGUCACUUGGACGAGGCACUAACGAAAUGGAGAUGUUUGCUCUUCAACCUGUCAUUGUGCAUCAGCUUCAUUCGCAUGUAAAGGUGGCGAUGCAGAUUGACAAGUUGCAGAAGGAGAUUGACAAGUCGCGGGCGCGGAAUAAUUGGGUACACCGUAUGAGUCGUGAGGCGGAUAUAGAGGUGGAUGACAUGGUUGAUGACGAGGCGGACAAUGAAAAUCGGGCAAAAGAAAAGGCUAUCAAGGUGCUCCAGAAGAGGUUGGAACUGCUUGUCAAAAAGGAUAUGGGUACGGCAGGUGGCAAGGGUGGAUUCCGAACCAGUGCGCAGGCCCUUGGGACAAGGAAGGCCGAGUCCAAACUGGUUGAGCGUGCCACCAUGCAGGUCACACAGGCGAGAAAGAAGAAGAAGCAUACACGCAAGGCCCAUGCGUAA
Messenger RNA from Trypanosoma rangeli, 2604 nucleotides. Its product is annotated as putative ATP-dependent RNA helicase. Gene Ontology annotation, molecular function: ATP binding; RNA helicase activity; nucleic acid binding. Lineage: Eukaryota; Euglenozoa; Kinetoplastea; Trypanosomatida; Trypanosomatidae. The record is from RefSeq and is a predicted model, not a curated record. Bases 1 to 2604 code for a protein of 867 amino acids. Gene Ontology annotation, cellular component: nucleolus. The transcript has a single exon.